AUGAAGAUGAAUGAAUCAAAACUCUCUAUCCUUGCAUCUAUGUUUUCGGUCCUUCUUUUCUUUUCCUUGAGACCACUCUAUUCAAUCUCUUGCCCUGAAACUGAAAAACAAUCACUUUUAAGCUUCAAGCAAUCUCUAAAUGAUUUCUCAAACGUGUUGUCUUCUUGGGAUGCUAAAUUUGAUUGUUGCACGUGGGAAGGUGUUGUUUGCAGCAACUUAACCGGCCGAGUUCUUCAACUUGAUCUUCAAGAUAACGGUUUAGGUGGGAAAUUUAGCUCAUCUUUGCUCAACUUGAAGCAUUUGAAAUAUCUUGACCUGAGCCAUAACAACUUUCAUGAAAAGAUACCUUCCUUCAUUGGAUCACUCUCAAGCCUCGUGUACUUGGAUCUAUCAUUCGCUGGAUUUUAUGGAAAGAUUCCCCACAAUAUUGGAAAUCUUUCAAAUUUGUACACUCUAAGUUUGGCUGAUUCAGAACAACUGUUGGAUGCUGAUAGUCUUGAAUGGUUGUCGGGACUUCCUAAACUAAAGCACCUCAACAUGAAUGGUGUGAACCUCAGCAAAGCAAUCAACUGGGUACAACAGGUGAUCAACAAACUUCCUUGUUUAGUCGAGCUGCAUUUUAGAGAUUGUAAUCUUUUUUUGAUGGCUCCUCUGAAUGUUGUUAACAACAUCAGCCGUUCUAAUUUAGCCACUCUUGAUCUCUCCUACAAUUCCCUGCCUUACGCUAGCAUCCCUUCGUGGAUUUUUCAACUCACCAACCUUAUCUAUCUUGAUAUGGUUGUCAACUCAUUCCACGGCCCAAUUCCAACAAUGAGCAACACCACAAAACUCCAACACAUUGAUCUCUCCGGUAACAAUUUAAAUUCAAGCAUUCCACAGUGGUUCUACUCCUGCAAACACCUCCAGUACCUCGAUUUAAGUACAAAUGAACUUUCCGGAAAAAUACCAAGAGAAAUUGCAAACCUGUGCAAUAUUCAGACCUUGAGUUUAUCGGGUAAUAAUUUGGGAGGAGAGAUAUGGGAUUCAUUUGGAAACAUGGCAGAUUGUUUCUUAGGAUCUUUGAUAUUUUUAGAUUUGUCAGAGAAUCAAAUCUCCGGUCAUCUGCCUCAUCAAUUUGGAGAAUUUAAGAGUCUCCAAACACUCAAUCUCAUGGAAAACUCAUUGUCCGGUGUAAUUCCAAGGGAAAUGGGGAACUUGAUUUCCCUUCAAAGGUUAUACUUGAAUAAUAAUAAAUUGAUGGGGAACUUACCAGAGAGUAUUGGGAAACUUGUGAACUUGAGAGUGCUUUGGAUAGAGAAUAACAUGUUGGAAGGGGUUGUGACUGAAACCCACUUUACCAAUCUUUCGAAUUUAAAAUCCUUGGGUGCAUCUGGAAACCACUUGAGUUUGAACGUCAACCCCAAUUGGCUUCCACCAUUCAAACUAGAGAUGCUUCAUCUUCGGUCUUGGGACUUGGGAUCUCGAAUCCCGUUAUGGCUUGAGACUCAAAAAGACAUCUCUCGUCUAGAUUUGUCGUGUACUGGAAUCUAUGGAAACGUUCCUAGCUGGUUAUGGCGUUUGAGUUUGGGAUAUCUCAACCUUUCGCACAACCAACUCGAUGGAAAUAUUUUAUCCAUUAGUGAUCGUGGAUAUUAUUAUUUCGAUGUCUUUGACUUGAGUUCCAACAGGUUUAGUGGUCCACUGCCUCGAAUUGGGACAAAUGUGGGUUACCUUGAUCUCUCCCAUAACUCAUUCUCGGGACAUCUGUCGAAAUUUCUCUGCAACACAUCAACCAAUCGUAUAAUGAAAACUCUUAAUCUCGAGGAAAACCACCUGUCUGGUGAGUUACCCGACUGUUUCGUGAAAUGGCAAUCAUUGAUAGCGUUGAACUUACGCAACAAUGAAUUAUCCGGAAGAAUACCAGAUUCUAUAGGAUUUCUAGCAAGUUUAGAGUCCUUGAAUCUAUACGGCAACAAUUUCUAUGGCCAUGUACCUUCUUCACUGCAAAACUGCACGAAACUAAUUAAGAUUGACUUCUCUCAUAACAAUCUUGGUGGGGACAUACCCCAAUGGAUUAACACAAGAUUUUACCGACUGGCAAUUCUCAUUUUGCGCUCAAACAAUUUUAGUGGAGAAAUCACCCCAUCCAUAUGCCAGCUAACAUCUCUACAAAUCUUGGAUCUCUCCCAUAAUAGGCUUUCUGGGAUAAUACCUACCUGCCUCAACAACCUUACUGCAAUUACCACAAAAAGAAACUUAACAUAUCUUGUUGAUCAAGAUAGUGCAUCUUCUGAGAGUGCAUUAAUUGCAACAAAAGGAAGAGAACUCACCUACAGUACUACUCUUUCUUUGGUUACCAGUAUUGAUCUUUCAAACAAUAUCUUGUCUGGUGACAUCCCAAGAGAGGUAACAAGUCUGGUGGAACUCAGAAUAUUGAACCUGUCGCGAAAUCAUUUAACGGGAUCCAUCCCAGACAACAUUGGAAACAUGAAGCAACUCGAAUCUCUUGAUUUCUCAAUGAACUCAUUAUCGGGUGAGAUUCCAAGUAGCAUCACAACCAUGUCUUUUUUGAGCAGCUUCAAUUUGUCAUAUAACCACUUGACUGGAAGAAUCCCGGAAAGCACCCAGAUUCGAGGAUUGAAUGAGUCGAGUUUCAUCGGCAACAAUCUUUGUGGCCCUCCACUAAAGAUUUCUUGCAGAAAUGACGAUAAAGCCCUUGCUCCAAUGCAUGUAAAGAAUCUAGGCCGAGAAGGUAAUAAACGAGAGAUUGAUUGGUUUUACGUAUUCCUAUCUUUAGGGUACACCGUCGGGCUUUCGGCUGUCCUCACGACAUUGUAUUUUAAGAAGAAAUGGAGAGAAUCGUUUUAUGCUCUCUUUCACAAGUUAUGGGACAAUGUUUAUGUGUAUUUUGUUAUCAAGUGGAGAAGGCUUACAAGAGUGUUGGACUGA
This is a messenger RNA of Striga hermonthica, 2928 nucleotides long. The record is from the annotation of a GenBank genome assembly. Lineage: Eukaryota; Viridiplantae; Streptophyta; Magnoliopsida; Lamiales; Orobanchaceae.